Macaca mulatta (Rhesus monkey) is the source of this 4301-nucleotide messenger RNA. The record is from RefSeq and is a predicted model, not a curated record. Lineage: Eukaryota; Metazoa; Chordata; Mammalia; Primates; Cercopithecidae.
CACCACCUCCUCCGUGCACAUCCCCGGGCGACCGCGCCACAAGCACCACGUCCUCAGAAGGCCCCUCCAGUCUGGCCGCUACCGGUUGGGGCGUUUGGCAAGUGGCCACCUGAGGCUGACUGUGCUGCCUGAGGACCGGCUACAGAUGAAGUGGAGAGAGUCGGAGGGGAGCGGCCUCGGCUACCUGGUGCAGGUGCAGCCCAUGGCAGGGGACUCGGAACAGGAGGUGAUACUGACCACCAAGACCCCUAAGGCCACAGUGGGGGGCCUGAGCCCCUCCAAGGGCUACACGUUGCAGAUCUUCGAGCUCACUGGCUCUGGGCGCUUCCUGCUGGCUCGGAGGGAGUUUGUGAGUAAGUCCACGGGGUACUGCCAGCUGGUUGAGGAUCUGAAGAGUAGCUCCUUGGACAGGAACAACCAGAGACCUCUCAGCAAUGGAGCCCCGGAGCCCACCCCCUCCCUCAUGGGGAGCUCAGACCCUGAGCAGGCUUCCGAGCCCCGAGUUGCCUUUGUGCCAAGCCGGGAUCCGCCAUUCCUGGUGGGUCAGAGUGGAGGGAGAGCACUGUCCCUGCCCCACCAGGCACUGUCCCUGCAAGACUCUGGGGAGCGCCAGGCUGGGGGGAAGGUGAUCUGGGGGCUGGGGCCAGGCCGGGAGCAGUUUGGGGUCUUGGACCAGGGAUGGGCUUCACCUAACACCUCACCCGCUCCCACCACCCCAGCCAGCCCCCAGUUCCGCUGCCUACCCCCUGUGCCUGCUGACAUGGUCUUCCUGGUGGACGGGUCCUGGAGCAUCGGCCACAGUCACUUUCAGCAGGUCAAGGACUUCCUGGCCAGCGUCAUUGCACCCUUUGAAAUCGGGCCGGAUAAGGUCCAAGUAGGCCUGACUCAGUACAGCGGCGAUGCCCAGACUGAGUGGAACCUGAACUCCUUCGGCACCAAGGAGCAGGUGCUGGCAGCUGUGCACCGCCUCCGCUAAGGGGGGAACACGUUCACAGGCCUCGCCCUGACCCAUGUGCUGGGGCAGAACCUGCAGCCGGCGGCCGGCCUCCGUCCAGAGGCGGCCAAGGUGGUGAUUCUGGUGACGGACGGCAAGUCCCAGGACGAUGUGCACACUGCUGCUCGUGUCCUCAAGGACCUGGGCGUGAACAUCUUCGCUGUGGGUGUGAAGAACGCCGACGAGGCUGAGCUGAGGCUCCUGGCGUCCCCGCCGCGGGACAUCACCGUCCACAACGUGCUGGACUUCCCGCAGCUUGGCGCACUGGCUGGCCUGCUCAGCCGCCUCAUCUGCCAGAGGCUGCAGGAUGGGGGCCCGCGGCGGGGCCCAGCAGCGGCUCCAGCCCUGGACACCCUCCCCGCCCCCACCGGCCUGGUCCUGAGCCAGGUGACCUCCUCCAGCAUCCACGUGUCCUGGACUCCAGCCCCCCGGCUCCCCCUCAAGUAUCUGAUUGUUUGGCGAGCCUCCAGAGGUGGCACCCCCAGGGAGGUGGUGGUGGAGGGGCCUGCCGCCUCCGCAGAGCUGCACAACCUGACCUCCCGCACGGAGUACCUGGUCUCCGUGUUCCCCAUCUACGAGGGCGGGUUGGCGAGGGCCUGCGGGCCUGGUGACCACAGCACCUCUGUCUCCGCCCGGGCGCUGACCCUGGCCACAGUGACUCCCAGAACCAUCCACCUCACCUGGCAGCCCUCGGCCGGGGCCACCCACUACCUGGUGCGAUGCUCACCUGCUUCCUCCAAGGGUGAGGAGGAGGAGCGAGAGGUGCAGGUGAGGCGGCCCGAGGUGCUGCUGGAUGUGGAACCAGGCAGGGACUAUGAGAUCUCGGUGCAGAGCCUGCGAGGCCCUGAGAGCAGCGAGGCCCGGGGCAUCCGUGCCAGGACCCCCGUCCUGGCCCCCCCGAGACACCUGGGCUUCUCAGACGUGAGCCACGACACAGUGCGGAUGAUCUGGGAGGGCGCCCCAAGGCCUGUGCGCCUGGUCAGGGUCACCUGUUCCAGCGAGGGUGGACACUCGGGCAGACAGAGACUCCUGGGAAUGCCACCCUCGGCCGUGCUGGGGCCCCUCUCUUCCUCCACCACCUACACUGUCCGCGUCACCUGCCUCUACCCUGGGGGUGGCUCCUCUACGCUGACUGGCCAGGUCACCACCAAGAAAGUUCCCAGCCCAAGCCAGCUGUCCAUGACGGAGCUGCCAGGGGACACAGUCCAGCUGGCAUGGGUGGCCGCGCCCAUCUGGGUGCUUGUCUACCAGAUCAAGUGGACGCCCCUGGGAGAGGGGAAGGCUCACGAGAUCUCUGUCCCAGGGAACCUCGGCACGGCCGUCCUGCCUGGCCUAGGGAGGCACACGGAGUAUGACGUCACCAUCCUGGCCUACUACAGGGAUGGCGCCCGCGGUGACCCUGUGUCCCUCCGCUAUACCCCCAUUACACAGAGCAGGGAGCCCCCCUCCAACCUGGCCCUGGCCUCGGAGACCCCCGACAGCCUGCAGGUCAGCUGGACACCCCCACGUGGCCGCGUGCUCCACUACCGGCUCACCUACACGCCCUCUGGCUCAGGACCGGAGAAAUCCGUCUCCGUGCCAGGACCCAGGAGCCACGUGACACUCCCCGACCUGCAGGCAGCCACCAAGUACAGGGUCCUGGUCUCAGCUGUCUACGCAGCAGGCAGGAGUGAGGCUGUGUCUGCCACCGGCCAGACAGCCUGCCCAGCCCUCCGCCCGGACAGCUCCCUCCCAGGGUUUGACCUGAUGGUGGCCUUCGGCCUGGUGGAAAAGGCUUACGCUUCCAUCCGGGGCGUGGCCAUGGAGCCCUCUGCCUUCGGUGGGACCCCAACCUUCACGCUUUUCAAGGACGCCCAGCUGACAAGACGGGUCAGUGACGUCCACCCAGCCCCGCUCCCUCCAGAGCACACCAUCGUCUUCCUUGUGCGCGUGCUUCCCGAGACGCCCCGUGAGGCCUUUGCGCUGUGGCAGAUGACGGCCGAGGACUUCCGGCCCGUCCUCGGGGUUCUGCUGGACGCCGGGAGGAAGUCCCUGACCUACUUCCACCGCGACCCCAGGGCUGCCUUGCAGGAGGCCACCUUCGACCCGCAGGAAGUGAGGAAGAUUUUCUUCGGGAGCUUCCACAAGGUGCACGUGGCUGUGGGCCGCUCCAAGGUCGGGCUCUAUGUGGACUGCCGAAAGGUGGCUGAGCGGCCCCUCGGGGAGGUGGGCAGCGCGCCCUCUGCCGGCUUCAUCACACUGGGGAGGCUGGCCAAGGCCAGGGGCCCCCGGAGCAGCUCAGCCGUGUUUCAGCUCCAGACACUGCAGAUCGUGUGCAGUGACACCUGGGCCGACGAGGACCGGUGCUGUGAGCUCCCUGCCUCGAGGGAUGGAGAGACCUGCCCGGCCUUCGUGUCUGCCUGCUCCUGUUCCUCAGAGACCCCUGGGCCCCCAGGGCCCCAGGGACCCCCAGGCCUCCCUGGGAGGAACGGCACUCCGGGAGAGCAGGGCUUCCCCGGGCCCAGGGGUCCACCAGGGGUCAAAGGAGAGAAAGGAGACCAUGGGCUCCCAGGCUUGCAGGGCCACCCCGGCCACCAGGGCAUCCCCGGGAGAGUUGGCCUCCAGGGACCAAAGGGAAUGAGAGGCCUGGAGGGAACUGCUGGCCUGCCCGGACCCCCUGGCCCCAGGGGGUUCCAGGGCAUGGCAGGGGCCAGGGGCACUGGUGGAGAGCGAGGACCCCCAGGGGCUGUGGGCCCACAGUAAGGGCUGCCGGGGCCCAAAGGGGAACGAGGAGAGAAGGGCGAGCCGCAGUCCCUCGCCACCCUCUACCAGCUUGUGAGCCAGGCCUGUGAGUCCGCCAUCCAGACACACGUGUCAAAGUUUGACUCCUUCCACGAGAACACCAGGCCCCCAAUGCCCAUCUUGGAGCAGAAGCUGGAGCCGGGCACUGAGCCCCUGGGGUCCCCUGGCACCCGCAGCAAGGCCCUGCUUCCUGGAGAAUGGAGGCAUGGUAGCCGCCACCUAGAGGGCAGAGGGGAGCCUGGAGCUGUUGGUCAGACGGGCAGCCCUGGGCAGCAGGGGGCUAGCACCCAGGGCCUCUGGGAGCGACAGGACAUUUUCUGCACUGUCCCGAGGAACCCUGCGCCUUCCUCCAUGGUUUGUCUGGACACCAAGAGCGACCACAUCUGGAAAAGCCAGGAGAAAAGCUCAGGAAGCACCUGCAGGUGGAAGGAGAGGGAAGGAGCAACCUUGGCCAAGGCCCACCCCACGCCCUUGGCUCUGUAGCAUUUCCAAGUUCAGAUAAACCACCGAGUGCUCACCCACCCAA